AGCCUGCCUCGAGGCUGGCGGCCGAAGCGGCGCGGGCCAGGGCCGCCGGGCGCCCCCCUCGAGGCCGCGGCCGGCCGUGCCGCGCGCCGAGUGCCGCCCGAUGCCUCGGCGGCUUCUGCCGCCCGGGCAGGCCGUAAAUGUCUGGCGGUGGGGCCUCGGCCGAGCCGCCGCUGCUCAUCGCGGGCGGCUACGGCGCCGAGGUCCGCUUCCUGGACGCCGCGCGAGGAGACGUCGUGCACACCAUCGCGCUCAAAGACUUCGGCCACGUGAACCGCAUCAGCGUCGCGCCCGGGGCGAAGCAGGUGGCGAUCGCGGGGAACCCGCACUUGCACGCCUACGCGGCGCGCGGCGCCCCGUCCGCCAGCCCGGUCUGCCGCUACGAGGGGCACAAGGGCAACGUGACGGCGGUCGGCUUUGACGUGAGUGGCAGCUGGAUGUACUCUGGCUCGGAGGACGGCACUAUCAAGG
Messenger RNA from Prorocentrum cordatum, 468 nucleotides. The record is from the annotation of a GenBank genome assembly. Lineage: Eukaryota; Dinophyceae; Prorocentrales; Prorocentraceae.